Molecule: messenger RNA, 2151 nt
Organism: Leptinotarsa decemlineata (Colorado potato beetle)
Lineage: Eukaryota; Metazoa; Arthropoda; Insecta; Coleoptera; Chrysomelidae
Product: SET and MYND domain-containing protein 4-like
Source: RefSeq, a predicted model, not a curated record
UGCUAGGAAUUCAAUCUGUAAAAAUCUUCUUUGUAUGCAGUUCUUGGAUAGUUGUGAGUAGGUGAAAAUGGCAGAGGCAGGAACUCCUAAAAUGAGACGAGUUUUGAAGGAAGAAAUAAGUUUUAGAACAACUUACGAAAAAAGGAUACAGCGGCCUUUAUUUCUUUUAGAUAAUAUUGAAAAGGAUUUGACGAUAUCAAUGGAGGAGGGGCACAUUGGAAAUGCAAGUUACCUGAAAAAGGAAUAUGGAAACGCUCUCAAGCAUUACAAUAUAGGAAUACGGUUCUGUCCUCAAAAUACCGACGUAGGCUUACAAGUUCUCUGUGUCCUUAUAGGAAACAGGACAACAGUCAACAUAGACCUUGAACUUUAUGAAAAAGUUUUAAAGGAUAUCACUUAUCUUGAGGAAAUUGGAAAAUAUCCUGUUUCAAUGAAAUAUAGAAUAUUAUGGAGAAAAGCAAAGUGCCAUGAAGUUCGUGGCGAUUUUGAAACCGCAGACCUAUAUUACGAUGAAGCUCUCAAAUUAUUAACUGAGAACAACAAUUUACCAGAAGAAGAACUCCAGAAUAAAAUAAAAACUCUCAAAUAUUGUAAAGAAAAUAAAACGAAACAAGUAUCUACGGCUUCAACAUCCGAUACAGGAAGUAUUCGAGACAUUGAAAAGUUUAAGGGAAGCAAAAAGUAUCCUGCUGUCAGUCCAUUCGUUGAUAUUAAAUUUGAUAAUCGCUUAGGAAGACAUGCAGUAGCUAAAAAAGAUAUUUCAGUAGGGACCCUUAUCGUUAAAGAAGAUCCCCACGUGGCUUUGCUAGACAAGGGUCGCAGUUUGACUCAUUGCCAAGUUUGUUUUGUAUAUGUUGAUCAACUUAUUUUCCCUUGUUCAACAUGCACAAAUGUUGUCUUCUGUAGCAAUGACUGCAAGAAACAGGCAGAGGCAUCUUUUCAUAAAAGUGAAUGUUCUCUUUAUCCAACCCUCGUCGGAAACUUAGAUAAGUUAAUUCCCUUAAGAAUUCUUACUCAGAGAGGAUACGAAUUUUUUGCUGAGCAAAAAGAUAAAUUGUUGGGCAACUUAGAAUCGCGUAAUCGAGGUUUAACAAAAAAAGAAGUUUAUCGUUCUGAUGAUUAUGAUAAUAUGUUAUUUUUGUAUCGACAUGUUAAUCAAAAGUCUAGCGAGCAGCUAUAUCUUAAUGCAGCAGUCUAUUUGCUUCGCAUGUUGAAAAAAACAGACUUUUUUCCUUUUGAAACAGAUGACAAAGUUCUGCAGGAGGGAGAACUCUUCAUUGGGCGCCUCAUUCUUAGACAUUGCCAGUUGAUAGCUUGUAAUAUACAUGAAAUAACUCAACUGAGAUAUCAUGAUUACAACCUUGUCCGCAAACAUGCUGGUGAGAAGAAACAUCUAGUCGAAUCUAUUGGAGUUGGAUUAUUUCCUACUUUUGCAUUUUUCAAUCAUGCAUGUGAACCAAGUGUCAUCAGGUACAGUGAUAAAACGAGAAUGUUAGUAAGAACCAUAAAGCCAAUAAAGGCUGGAGAGAUGAUUUAUGAUAAUUAUGGCCCGAACUACUUAUUCAUGAAAUUGCAAGAUAGGCAGCAAACCCUAAAGAAUGGCUUUUAUUUUAAAUGUGCUUGCGUACCAUGCUUAGAGAGAUGGCCUAUGGCUUCAAGUUUGGAAACAGUUAUAAAGGUUCCCUGCAAGACUUCCACUUGUGAUUUCGUGUUUUCUGUAACACGUACCAGAAGACCACGACGUUGUUUGCUUUGCCGCAAAGAGCUUACUAAUGCUCAUAUUAAGGAAAUCACAGAGCCCAUCGAAUAUUAUUGUAAUUAUGGAGACAAAAUGUUGCAAGAACAAAAAUUUGAUGACGCAUUGAAAGCGUAUAAAACUGUGUUAGACCUCAAGUAUGCUCACACUAAACGACCAGACCUAGAAACAAUAAAAAUUCAGCAACGGAUCGAACAUAUUUUUGCUAGAAAUGGAAACGUUGCCCUUUCCCAAUAAAUGGUGACUUCUUUUAUGAUCCCGAAAUGCUUUCUUGUUCAUGUUUAUUCGUUACUUAUAUUCACAAAGUUUUUUUAAUAUCCAGAAUAUUUCACGUUUAUUUGUUCAAAAAUCUUGUUGUUUUAUUUUUUAGUAUGAAAUUAGUAGUUUGUGUAGUA